Molecule: messenger RNA, 918 nt
Organism: Aureobasidium musti
Lineage: Eukaryota; Fungi; Ascomycota; Dothideomycetes; Dothideales; Saccotheciaceae
Source: the annotation of a GenBank genome assembly
AUGACUGACAUCUACCAAAGAAACAAUCUCUUCUCGGUUGAUGGCCUUGUGGCUGUCCAGNGAAUUGGCCUCAUGAUGACAAAAGCCCUCGCAGCCAACGGAGCAAAAAAAGUCUACAUCAUCGGUCGCCGCAAAGCGGUACUCGAGGAAGCCGCUGCCUACAAUUCCACCGUGAUCAUCCCCGUCGUGGGCGAUGUAACUUCAAAAGACACCUUGAAAGCCAUUGCCUCGCGCAUCGAAUCAGAGACCGGAUAUAUCAAUCUCUUGGUCUGUAACAGCGGUGCAAUGGGUCCUUCUUCAGGCGUCAACAAUCGCGAAGUCAGCAUUGCCGAAUAUGCAGCUGCAGCCAUGAACCAAUCCUGGGAUGAUGUGACAUCAACAUUUAAUAUCAAUGUCACAGCUGUGCUGUUUACCGCAUAUGCCUUUUUGGAGUUGUUGGAUAAGGGCAAUAAGAACCCGGUAGCGCCCAAGACCAAGAGUCAGAUCUUGGUUACGGGAAGUAUUGCUGGGUUUAGCAAGCAGCCUAACCAAUCGAUGGCGUACAAAGCGAGUAAGGCGGCGGUCAUGCAUCUGGCUAAGAACUUGUCGAGUGAACUGUGGCCUUUUGAUAUCAGGUGCAAUGCCCUUGCACCCGGCCGUAAGUUGCUUGUCUCUCCUGGAACGCCAACUUUUGUACUGAUAUUCGGCUAUANNGUGUUCCCAUCAGAAUUGGCGACGAGUUUAAUCUCCAACUCAAAAGCCGAUCCAAGAGAGGAAGGAUCGUUCGACAAGUCGUAUAUCCCAGCUGAGAGAACGGGCGCUGAAGAAGACAUGGCCGGAACCAUUCUGUACAUCGCUUCUAGGGCGGGUGCCUACUUGAAUGGUAACAUUCUAAUGAUUGAUGGAGGACGUCUGAAUAUUAUGCCAAACUCAUACUAG